Molecule: messenger RNA, 565 nt
Organism: Oryza sativa Japonica Group (Japanese rice)
Lineage: Eukaryota; Viridiplantae; Streptophyta; Magnoliopsida; Poales; Poaceae
Biological process (GO): proteolysis; protein desumoylation
Cellular component (GO): nucleus
Molecular function (GO): deSUMOylase activity
Source: RefSeq, a predicted model, not a curated record
CAAUAGACCAUUGGUACGUAGCGGUUCUGGACUGUACCAGAAAGGUGUGUGUCCUUGACUCAAUGGACACGACUGAAGAUGACUUGAAAGAACUUAAGUUUCUGAUGAAAGGCAUCCGCAAAUGUGUCCGACUUGUCCUCGAUGAUAAAAUAGUAGAGAACCCUCUGUGGGACGAUUACAAUGUUCAAGCUUGGAAAAUCAGGAUUAGAUAUAACUUGAAUAACAAAAAAGACAGGACAUCCAGUGGGCUUUACUCAAUCAAGUUCAUGGAGUUAUGGACAGGAGAUUCGCUAAGCAAACAAUUUUAUCAGGAAGACAUAGACAGCUACAGGAGAAAACUUGCAGCAAUCUUGUACAUGUCUCCGUCAAACAAGCUUCGAAACAAUAUCUGUUCUACCUCAAACGGACAUGGUACUGAUGGAGGAACUAGGGCGGCAGAUGUAUGAUUGAAUAAGAGUUCUUUACGGUUUUGAUAAUUUCAGCUCAAUGAAGACAUAUUGAACAUGUCAGAAAUUCAUGGUGACUAAUAAUAACUGAGGCAUUGUGUUCGAUUAAUUAUUGUCAU